GUCUCGCGAGAGCUUUCCUACCGCCAUCUUGGUGCGGAGGCGGCCGGCGGUCACCGGGACGGAGGGGGUCGUGCUGUUGCCUGCCCGCUCCCGCCCGCCAUGCUCUCCCGCCUCGUCCUCCGCGCCGCCCCGGCCGCGCUGAGGAGCCUGCCGCCUCCCGUCGCCGUGGGUGUGUUGCACACCACAAGACCACUGCAUACAACUCAGCAGAGUUUGGCUCCUUUGCCACCUCUGCCAGAGAAAGGAGGAGAAGUACGUUAUGGUUUGAUCCCUGAGGAGUUUUUCCAGUUUCUCUAUCCUAAAACAGGAGUUACAGGGCCUUACAUGUUGGGAACUGGACUCCUGCUUUACUUUCUCUCUAAGGAAAUCUAUGUAAUUAACCACGAGACAGUUGCAGCUGCCUGCAUAUUAUCGGUCUUCAUUUAUGGCGUAAAAAAAUAUGGGUCUGAUGUAGCAGCUUUUGCUGACAAACUGAAUGAGGAGAAAGUUGCUAAAGCUUUAGAUGUGAAAAAUGAGGCAAUUAAAGGUCUUGAAACUGCCAUUGAACAGGAGAAGAAGGAGCAAUGGCGGGUUGAAGGCCGCAGUUACCUCUUUGACGCUAAGCGGAACAAUAUUGCAAUGUUGCUGGAAACUAAUUAUCGAGAAAGAUUACUGAUGGUGUACAACGAAGUAAAGAAAAGGCUGGACUAUCAAGUGGCUAUGCAGAAUUUAAAGCGUCAGAAAGAACAAGAUCAUAUGAUUCAGUGGGUGGAGAAAAAUGUUGUUCAGAGCAUCACACCUCAACAGGUACUUGCUUUUUUAAGUCUGCUUUAUGUUUUAGUCUACACAAAUAUUUGCUGUCCAGUGAUUCUGGCCAGGUGCUAGGGCGACUUCCAGACGUGGCUGCAACAUAUUCCUACUGCUGAGUAGGAGCUAACAAGGCCAGUUACAAGGUACCAGAUGCUUGUGUGGCUGGUGAUUUAAGCUAGAAUCACGUGUGGCUGUUGUUGCAGCAUAGAGCUGAGCUUGUGAUAAGAUGUUAAGGGACCCUGUAAUAGAUGAGGGAGCUCACUUGUAAAAUUCUCUGUGUAAGACCAUGGCAGGUUAAGAUCUGCAGAUGUCCUUUCUUUUAAGGAAUGGUGCUGAGAACAAAAUAAGAAAACAUGUUCCUAGCACUGCGUGCAGAUGCUUUAAUGUAGGUCAUUGUUUGGAUUUAAAUCUCUGACUUCAUCAGCUAUAAUUCUGUCCCUUUUAAUCUGUAACUCGUUCCAUGGAUCUAAAAAGGAGUAUCUAAAGUGGAUUAGAAUGUGUAUUUUGCUUGUUUAAACGUCUUCCAUAAAGUCUUUCUUCUGAAAGCUGUUUUCCUUCCUUUUGCAGCAGAAGGAGAGCAUUGCAAAGUGCAUUUUGGACCUGAAGGCGUUAUCCAAGAAUGUACAGGCAGCAGUGUAACCAUGUCUGAUUCCACUGAUGUGUCUCACUACUUACUGUUCGAAACUGUAUGAUUCUAAAGUAUCAUUAAACAAACAAACAAAACACUCUGCUGUCUUUCACUAGCAGGAGCAACAGGGAUUUCCUUUUUGUGUCUGCAGUAGCUAGAUUGGUCACACAAACCACUGGUUAGUUUAUAGUAGGGGAUUGUCUGUAAUUCUGCUUGGUUCCUUCUUUAGUCAUGAACAUUUCCAGAGAGAAGAUACAGAACUUCACAGUGAAAAAUUCUGUUGCUAAUACAGUGAUCGUUUUUUUUGGUUUAGAACUCUGUGUGACAGCUACAGAUAUCUGUGGUAACUGUAAACUGUUCUAAAAUCAAAAUGAGUGCCAUUACUCCCAUUCACCUAGUCCAAUACUUGGAGGUACUCUGAAUGUCCUUGUUUUGAAAAUGAGCUGAAAAAAACAAUUUUGUAACAAAAUCUUCAAAUAGUGAUGAAAGUGUCUUCCUGUUCUGUGGAGAAGAUGAUGUAGCUGGCAGGAAAUGUAUGAAAACCUACUGGAAAACUUGGCUUCAAGCGAACAUGCCAGUACUAAGUUUAAAACAGUGGGUAAAUUUAUUCUAGAGGGUGGUUUCUCUCUGGUUUUUCAUGGGGGGGGGAAAGUUGCUUGCUUUUUUAUGUAACAAGGAAAACAGUUUUAUGUGUAUUACGGUAAUACACAGUGUAAGCCUUUUCAUUUUCUUUUUAUAGGCAACUUUUUCCCUGAAGGAUUUUGCCGUAUCUCAGAUGUCCCAGCUGAGCAAAGCACUUGCUAUGUGUAACAACAUCAUUUCUGUGUUGGGAAGUGAUUUGUUUAGUAAAUAAACUUCAGUAUCAAUCCACGUAAGAGAGCCAUGUAAGCUUACUGCAGUAGGGAAAUGCUUAUUUUUAGUGGAGUUAGUGAAAUAGCACAAUUUUCUACACUUUUUCAAUGCAAGUGCUGCAAAAAAAGGUGUUCUUUAGAGGCAAGAACCUUACUUAAAAGUAAGCUAACUGAAACUGGCUUUUUUUCUCAGAUCAACAGUUCCUGAGAAUGCAGGUGUUUUCAUAGUUUUCUGUUUUUUUUAAUAAAAAAAGUGAAGUUGCUCAACUUCCACAUUUGUGUAACCCCAUAUCUGAAUGAGACUCAAGCUGUAACUAGUUUUGACAGAUUGUUCUCACAAAGCAAGCAGUUAAACUGCUGCGCUAACGUGUGAGUUUUCUACCAGCAGACGAGCAGCAGUUGUAUGGUGCGAGGUAAGAUGAAGCUGUAUCGCUUCUUAUCGUGACUAAUUACCACAAACGCAGCGCACUUUUACUUUUUGUCCUGGGUAGGGAACUGGGAGGUCUGAACAGACUGGCUUUCCUGGAACGUGGGCAGCGAUGAUUGUGCAGUAAAAAAAGAUGACAGUAUCCAGAACAGGAUGUUUACUUUCAUGUUGUCGGCAAUACUUUCACAUUAUUCGCUUUGUGCCAUUUGCAAGCCAUGGAGUGGGAAAUAGCAGGGUAGGAAUUUUGUAGUGGACUGGUAUUUCCUUAAGAUUCUGCUUCCAAAUGGAAAAGUUAUUGUUCCUGCUUUGGUGGAAGAAGUGUGACUUGAGAAAGAAAAACUUAAAGGUGCAUUUUGUUAAUGCUGCUUCUGAUUAUGAAAAUGUUGAUAAAGUUCACUCAGUUCUAGCUGCUGCAAAAGCCAGAGUGUGGGUGCUUUUGUAAUUACUGAAUAGACUCCAUCCUUAGGAAAGACGGCAGCACGUUCAUCAAAGUGUGGUGAUCGUGUGCAGACAGGAACGAGACACUGGGAAGUAGGCUUCAUGCUGAGUAAUUGCCAGGUUUGCUGCUGUAGCUUUGUGUAAGAUGUGUGAAAUGCUGAUAGAAGCUGAAUAAAGUCCGUGAGUUGGAAGAGGAC
Molecule: messenger RNA, 3330 nt
Organism: Grus americana (Whooping crane)
Lineage: Eukaryota; Metazoa; Chordata; Aves; Gruiformes; Gruidae
Gene: ATP5PB
Product: ATP synthase peripheral stalk-membrane subunit b
Exons: 6
Coding region: 100-864 (254 amino acids)
Biological process (GO): proton motive force-driven ATP synthesis
Molecular function (GO): proton transmembrane transporter activity
Source: RefSeq, a predicted model, not a curated record